GGCGACCUGAAGCCGCUGCCAACUCAUCGGCGGCCCGGUGCUGCAGGGAGGGACGCGGCGGCGCAGGACGAGCCCCGCUGAGCCUUGAGAACUUUGCCAACCGAAGGAAAGGAGUUCGCUCACAAAUAAAUGCCAGUUUAUUUGCCACAUUUCUAGAAACUUUCGCGUUCAGAGGGGAUGCUCGGGGUCGCUGGAAUGACGGGCAGCAUUGCUAAUGCCCUGGCCAGUGCAGCAUGUGAACGUUGCAAGAGUGGCUUUGCAGCCACCGAGAAGAUCGUCAACAGUAAUGGGGAGCUGUACCACGAGCACUGCUUUGUGUGCGCCCAGUGUUUCCAGCAGUUUCCAGAGGGACUCUUUUAUGAGUUUGAAGGGAGAAAAUAUUGUGAACACGACUUCCAGAUUCUCUUUGCCCCUUGCUGCCACCAGUGUGGGGAGUUCAUCAUUGGUCGUGUCAUUAAGGCCAUGAACAAUAGUUGGCACCCCGACUGCUUCUGCUGUGACAUUUGCCAGGCCGUGCUGGCGGACGUGGGCUUUGUCAAAAAUGCUGGCAGGCACCUGUGUCGCCCUUGUCAUAACCGCGAGAAGGCCCGUGGCCUGGGCAAGUACAUCUGCCAGAAGUGCCACGCCAUCAUCGAAGAGCAUCCCCUGAUCUUUAAGAAUGACCCCUAUCACCCGGACCACUUCAACUGCAACAACUGCGGGAAGGAGCUGACGGCUGAAGCCAGGGAGCUGAAGGGAGAGCUCUACUGUUUGCCCUGCCACGAUAAGAUGGGUGUACCAAUCUGUGGGGCCUGUAGGAGGCCCAUCGAGGGGCGCGUUGUCAAUGCCAUGGGCAAGCAGUGGCAUGUGGAGCAUUUUGUUUGUGCCAAGUGUGAGAAGCCUUUCCUCGGCCAUCGGCAUUACGAGAGGAAAGGGUUGGCCUACUGCGAGACUCAUUAUAACCAGCUCUUCGGCGAUGUGUGCUAUCACUGCAACCGUGUGAUUGAAGGGGAUGUGGUGUCCGCUCUCAACAAGGCCUGGUGUGUCAGUUGUUUCUCGUGCUCCACCUGCAACACAAAACUCACUCUCAAAGAUAAGUUUGUUGAAAUUGACCUGAAGCCGGUGUGCAAACACUGCUUCGAGCGCAUGCCAGAGGAGCUGAAACGGCGGCUGGCUCGACGCGAGCGUGAUGCCAAAGACCGCAAGAAAAAUCCCGCCGUCAGCCUGUAGAGUUAUUAGUCUUAACUCGCCUCUCCACGGCUGGAACAAGUUUGUUGAGUUUGACAUGAAGCCGGUUUGUAAAAAGUGCUAUGAAAGGUUCCCUCUGGAGCUGAAGAAGAGGCUGAAGAAGCUGGCUGAGUCUUUGGGACACAAGUGAGCGGCUUCGCUGCCUCACUCUCCCGUAAGUGUUCCCGCUAUCGCCUGUGGACUGCUUGAUAACAACCCAAGAAUUGUACCUCAGUGUUGAGAUCCAUUUAAAAUAUAAAUCUAUGUCACUGUGGUGUUGUCUAAAAGGGGCCGGUUAGCAGAUUACUUUUUUUCUGCCAUAGACACAAAUGUAAUUGUUCCUAAAUGGGCCGGAUAUUUUUUUUUAUCAUAGCAGAGACAAUGUGUCCCAGUUAAUUAUAACUUUACCCAUGAGCCUGAUAACCAACUGUCUAAAAUGUUCUUGAACCUGAAGGUUGUUAUAUAUAGAAAUUAUAUUGAAUAACAUGUGUGCCUUGAUUAUAAGAAGAAUGUGUCUUAAAAUGCAAAUUAUGUUUCAAAUGAGACGUAGCCUUGUUGUAGCUGCACCUCAUUAAAUGCACCUCGAUCACACAAAGUAUAGACUGAAAGCAGAGUUACGACCUUUUCCCCCUUUUGAGCUCAUACCUCCGUAUGAAUACUUGCAAAGUCACCACUUGUGCUCUUUAGGAUAUCGGUUUCUAUUCUUGCUAACAUGAAAUUAUAAUCUCUAUGUUUCAAGGACAAGGCUCAUAAACAAGCCUAUAAGCAUUAAUGAACCCACCGGUUAUGAAUAAUAAAUAUAAACUUGUGAUGAA
This is a messenger RNA of Gasterosteus aculeatus aculeatus (three-spined stickleback), 2021 nucleotides long. Its product is annotated as LIM and senescent cell antigen-like-containing domain protein 1. Lineage: Eukaryota; Metazoa; Chordata; Actinopteri; Perciformes; Gasterosteidae. The record is from RefSeq and is a predicted model, not a curated record. Gene Ontology annotation, cellular component: cell-cell junction; cytoplasm; focal adhesion. Gene Ontology annotation, biological process: positive regulation of integrin-mediated signaling pathway; cell-cell adhesion; cell-cell junction organization.